Molecule: messenger RNA, 1155 nt
Organism: Spodoptera littoralis (African cotton leafworm)
Lineage: Eukaryota; Metazoa; Arthropoda; Insecta; Lepidoptera; Noctuidae
Source: the annotation of a GenBank genome assembly
AUGUCUUCAGCAUCACCAGCGGAAGAAAUUGAUGAGGCGAAAGAACGGGAGCAUUUUCGCGCCGUUGUCACCGCUUUCAAAUAUUAUAAACUAUGCAGCUUAGACAGGAUACACAAAUCAGAGAAAAUAAUAUCAAUACUACCACAAAAUCACCAGCGUCGCUUGGAAAAAUAUAAGACUUAUUUGGCGAAAUUCAAGAAAUGUUUAGACACAAACAAUAAUGUAGUACAUUCGAUAAUUAAAGACGUUGACACAAUGUUUGAAAAUGUUGAUCAUUCGGUCACUGAUACGUCUGGAACUAAUGGCGUCGAGAGCUUUGGAUGUAAUUAUAAUAAUUGUGAGAUUGCAUCGCAGAAACAGCAUAAAAUGCAACAUGAUGUUGAGAAGGUACAAUCAGUUUUAAAAAACAUAGUCCGUGAUUGGAGCGACAUGGGUGCCGAAGAGAGGAAACAAUGCUACAAGCCCAUACUAGACGAAAUGGAGGAACGGUUCUCAUUGGACGAAUAUAGUGAUAGAUCUCAGAUCCGAGUCCUAGUUCCCGGCGCAGGUCUAGGCCGGCUCGCGUGGGAAGUGGCUGCGCGAGGCUAUUCCUGCCAAGGCAAUGAAUUCUCGCUCUUUAUGCUGUUCGCAAGCAACUUUAUACUCAACAGAUGCACUGAGAUUAACAAAUACACAGUGCAUCCGUGGGUGCAUCAGUACGUGAACAAUAUAACGUGUGAACACCAGCUCAUAUCGGCUCGCUUCCCCGACGUCUGUCCGUCGGGGAACAGGCCCAAUCAUAACUUCUCUAUGACGGCCGGCGACUUUCUGAAAGUAUACACAGAAGCAGAUGAAUGGUCGUGUGUAGCGACGUGCUUCUUCAUAGAUUGCGCGCCGAACGUGAUCGAGUUCAUUGAGAGGAUAUACACUAUACUGCAGCCGGGCGGGUAUUGGAUCAAUUUAGGACCUCUAUUGUACCAUUAUAGUGACAUGCCGACGGAGAACAGUAUCGAGCCGCCGUAUGACAUAUUACUGGAGAUUAUAAGGGAUAUAGGAUUUGAUAUAUUGAAAGAACAAACAGGUGUUAAAACGAAAUACGCCCAGAAUCCCAACUCCAUGAUGCAACAUGAAUACGACUCGGUGUUCUUCGUGUGUCGCAAACCUUAUUGUAUGUAG